Didymella exigua CBS 183.55 is the source of this 1215-nucleotide messenger RNA. RefSeq lists its product as uncharacterized. The transcript has a single exon. Gene Ontology annotation, cellular component: nucleus. The record is from RefSeq and is a predicted model, not a curated record. The coding region runs from base 1 to 1215 and encodes 404 amino acids. NCBI's taxonomy places the organism in Eukaryota, Fungi, Ascomycota, Dothideomycetes, Pleosporales, Didymellaceae.
AUGAACCUGAUCGCAUACUCCGACUCGGAAUCCGACGGCGAGGCACCCACAGCCGCGCCUGCACCUAAGCCUGCGCCCAGGGCAUUCCAAAAAGUCAUUGACCGCUCGAAUCCCGGCCGCAUCAAGCUCAAUCUGCCCGGCGCAUCUCCAGCGACCACCGACAACGAUGACACCGGAUCUGAGGCUCCACCGGCGAAGAAGGCGCGCAUUGGAGGGGGCGGUGGACUGGGCGGUUUCAACUCGAUGCUGCCUGCGCCGAAGAAGGCCAAUGUCAAGGUGCCAGCAGCAAGCGCCACACCGGGGAGCAGAGGGCUUGGGAGAGGACUGGGCGCUGGUGUGAACCUCCGGACUGGUGCCGAGCCUGCAUUCAAGAGAGAGGCGAAGUUGGAGCUCGAGGAGUACGACGAGAGCGGCAAUGUCAUCAAGAAGGAGCCGAUGAAGAAGGAUGACUUUAGAGCCUUACUCAACCUCCCAGCACCAAAGUCAGAGCAAAACGCGUCGCCGAAGCCUGAAUCACCAGCACCAGCACCAGGGCCAACAGAGAGCGCGCCGGCGCCAAAGCCAGCAGCUCCCAGAUUCGUGCCAAUGUCGGUCGGCAAAGGCAAGAAGAAGAAGCCUGUUGUGCCUCGGCCAGUUGCAUCGCCUGCCCCGGAUAGCAAAGUGUCAUCGGCGCCAACAGCGGAAGCUGCACCGCCCAAGCCUAAAGUGUCCUUGUUCGGUGUCUCACAAGAACAGGAAGCGCCUGCCAAUGGACCAGCAAGCGGCGCAUAUCAGCCCAUGAUGUAUGGUUUCGAUGAGGAGGAAGGGGACGACGAUGCUGCAGAUGAGGCUCCCAUGACACAGCAAACACAUCAUCCUGCACAAUACGUACCCGCGCCACCUGCAGCCAACGAACUCACCAACAUAGCGUCAGAACUCAACCUGUCUGAGACUGAGCGGCGGCAACUGUUUGGGAAAAAGGGACGCAACGGACCUGAUUUUUCUUCUGCAAGGAUCGUCGAGUUCAAUACAGACACCGAGUACGCCCAUAACGAGCACCUGCGACAACAGGGCGAACAGGUGCAACACAACCCUCUCAAGUCUAUCUCAGGUACUGGCAAGAACAGCCUGCGGAGCUUGGUCAAUGUCGCGACAACACAGAAGGACGCGCUUGAAGAGCACAUUGCGCAGGGCCACAGAAACAAACGGGAAGCGGGAAACCGUUACGGAUGGUAA